Messenger RNA from Clunio marinus, 2924 nucleotides. The record is from the annotation of a GenBank genome assembly. Lineage: Eukaryota; Metazoa; Arthropoda; Insecta; Diptera; Chironomidae.
GAAAUAUUUUUUCACAAAACAAAACAAAUAAAGCAAAAUUUAUAAUUUUAAAAAUAAUUACAUUAGAACAUAUAAUUAUGCUUCGAUUGUAUACCAGAAAUAUUCAACAGCUAUCACGCUAUCAAAGGAUAAUAAGCUCAACAAAUAUUAACAGAAAAUUCUGUGAGAAAAUUGAAAAAAACGAAAAUCAAGAACAUGCCGCUGAGGAUAAGAAAAUAAGUGGAUUUGCAAAAGCUUUUGAAAAAUUCUCACAACCGGAAGAAAUCAAAGAAGAAAAACUACCUGACCUUCCUUUUGCAACACUUCUUAGGAAUUCUAAUUUCAUCGAUCUUGGAGAUCCACAGAAUAAAGUCGUAGUAGGAAAAAUAUUUCAUGUCGUAGAUGAUGAUUUAUACAUUGACUUUGGCUGGAAAUUCCAUUGUGUUUGUACUCGACCGUCUAAAAAUUCCAGUGCUUAUGUUCGCGGUGCUCGCGUUAAACUACGCGUUAAAGAAUUAGAAUUGUCUACAAGGUUCUUAGGAUCGAACAAAGAUCUCACAAUUUUAGAAGCUGAUUGCCAAAUAAUUGGAUUACUUUCAUCACCUGCGAUAUCCAAGACAAGAGCAGACCAAAUAAUGGACAAAUCUACUUCAGAACAAGAUAUAAUUGCCCAAAAUCAGAGUUUAAUUCAACCAACCCAAUGGAAUUCCAAAGUUUCAUCACUUUUCACCUUCACAAAAGUACAAAGUGACGAUGAAAAAUUCUUUAAAAAUGAACCAAAAGGUCAUCCAACUUCAUCACACCAAUUCAGAAAGACAUCGACCGAAUCUUUCGUUGCGUCACUAAAAAAUUACUCAAAGCGUGUAAGAUUUUACGAUAGAUCUGAACCUGAUGUCCAACGUGAAGUUGAUCAGAAGAAUGUCGAGGAUGUUCUGUUUGAUAUGUUUUGCAAUGAAACGACGGGACUUCUGGCCAUGGGAAAAUUUUUGGCAGCUUUAAGAACAACUGGCAUUCGACGAACUGAUCCGAGGAUAAAUGAAUUAAUGGAAAAUUUGAGGAAAGUUCAUAAAACAAAUAACUACGAAGGUGGAUCACCAGAAACUCAGAACCUCAAUCGUGAAACCUUCAAAGCUGUCAUUGAACCGAACAUUGUUCUUAUCGCUCGUGCAUUUCGUCAUCAAUUUGUCGUUCCUGAUUUUCUUGGAUUCACAAAGGACAUUGAAGAAAUUUAUUGGAAAUGCAAGAGCAAUACUGACGGUAAAGUUGCGUCGUACAUUCCACAACUUGCACGAGUAAAUCCUGAUUAUUGGGGAGUUGCUGUUUGUACUGUCGAUGGUCAAAGAUUCUCUAUCGGUGACGUUCACGUUCCUUUUACUCUUCAAAGUUGCAGUAAACCUUUGACAUAUGCUGUGGCGUUAGAGAAGCUAACGCAGAAAGUUGUUCAUCAAUAUGUUGGUCAAGAACCAAGUGGAAGAAAUUUCAACGAGCUUGUCUUAGACCACAACAAACAACCUCACAAUCCCAUGAUUAAUGCUGGUGCAAUUCUUGUUUGUUCACUUCUUAAAACCCUCGUUAAACCAGAAAUAACUUUGGCAGAAAAAUUUGAUUACACACAAAAUUGGUUUCAAAAAAUGGCGGGUGGUGAAAAUUUUGGAUUCAAUAAUUCAGUUUUUCUUUCGGAACGUGAAGCUGCUGAUCGAAACUAUGCACUUGGAUUCUAUAUGAGAGAACACAAAGUAUUUCCAGAAAAAACUAAUCUUAGAGAAUGUUUGGAUUUCUACUUUCAAAUUUGUUCGAUGGAGACUUGCGCUGACUCGAUGAGCGUCGUGGCAGCAACACUCGCAAAUGGUGGAAUUUGUCCAAUAACUGAUGAAAAAGUAUUCCGUCCUGAAGUUGUUCGUGAUGUUUUAUCGUUGAUGCACUCAUGUGGAAUGUACGAUUACUCGGGACAAUUUGCAUUCAAAGUUGGUUUACCAGCAAAAUCAGGAGUGUGUGGUGGAAUUCUUUUAGUUGUUCCUAACGUCGCCGGAAUCUUCACAUGGAGUCCACCAUUGGAUCCAUGUGGAAACUCAGUUCGUGGAGUUCAAUUUUGUGAAGAAUUGCUGCAAGUUUUCAACUUCCAUCGCUACGAUAAUCUGAAACAUGCAACGAAUAAAAAAGAUCCAAGACGACAUCGAUAUGAAACUAAAGGCCUAUCAAUUGUUAAUCUUCUUUUCUCAGCUGCUUCUGGUGAUGUCACAGCUUUGAGACGACACAAACUUUCAGGAAUGGACAUCACAUUAAGUGAUUAUGAUGGUCGAACAGCACUUCAUCUUGCAGCUGCUGAGGGUCAUUUCGAUUGUGUACAAUUUUUGCUAGAGCAUUGUCAUGUUCCAUGUAAUCCAAAAGAUCGAUGGGGUAACACGCCAUUCGACGAAGCUGAAACAUUUGGACAUGACAAGCUUGCUGAAUAUUUGCGAUCAUUCGAAGAACAAAGUAUGAAUAAUGGUGAGAAAAUUGAUGCGACAAAAGAUUCGUCAACUUUUUCAUUGGAUCAAGUUGGGGAUCCAUUAAAGAAAGCACCAUCAGCCGACAGCUUAUACGAUAAAUCAGAAUCAUCAAGUCCGGUUCCACCAAGUGAGGCUAGUGAAAAGUUCAAUUAAAGAAGCUUAAAUCUAUAUCUGUUUAAAUAAUUUAAAUUGAUUGUUUAUCUCGAAAUUAUUCAUCAUUAAAGGGCGCAAAUUGUCGUCACUUACGUAAGCUUCACUUGGAAGUUAAAAAUUUACGUACGUAAAUUAUCAUAAGUUAAAAGUUUACGUAAUAUUAAUGACGUUCAUAUUCGAGAUGACAAUUUGUGAAAAUCAUCGACAAUAACUCCUUCUUGUUACAAAUAGCUUAUCAUUAAUCAUAUAAAAGAAAAGACAAUAAAUAAAGAAAAAUUGAUGGAAAGAAAUUUCAAUAUUUAU